This is a messenger RNA of Balaenoptera acutorostrata (minke whale), 1620 nucleotides long. RefSeq names its product NUT family member 2G-like. The transcript is spliced from 9 exons. Lineage: Eukaryota; Metazoa; Chordata; Mammalia; Artiodactyla; Balaenopteridae. The coding region runs from base 1 to 1620 and encodes 539 amino acids. The record is from RefSeq and is a predicted model, not a curated record.
AUGGCUUCAGAAGGAGCAUCUCCAGUGCUGGGAACGGAUGUGACCAUGAACCCCGGUGCCUCCUCGUCUACUUUCACGGCAGUGCCCUUCCCUCCACCCAUUCCUGGGGCCGAGGACCGGCCACCCUGGCAGAAGCACCUGCCACGUCCCAUCACCCCAGCAUUCCCUCCUGGCAACAGCCUGCUGCUGCCAGCUUUCCCCAGGACGCCUUUGGUGGCUAAUGGUGGCCGUGGCCCCAGUGCCCCUGGGGCUUGCAACCUCACUGUCCAAGUCAGCUCACAAGGGAGGCCACUGGAGGCCCCCCAGACUCAGACCUUUGUCGUUACUCAGGCCCCCCUCAACUGGAGCGCUCUAGGGGCCCUUAGCAGGAGUGCUGAAUGUCCUGCAUGUCCUGCACCCGUAUUCUUAGCAACCCCUGUGAUGGGGACCGUUGUGACUGCUCCAGCUGUUGGACUUAGUCAGGCUGGCAAGGGAGGCUGGACCCCAGGCUUUCCUCCUCAAGCUCCACCACCAGCUGCCCAGCUGGCCCCUAUCAUUCGCCCAGUGAACUCUGGGCCAUGGCCACAUGGCGCUUCCAGGGAGGGCCGCCUGGCCACCAACCAGUCCAACGCCUCGCAGGACGACUCCUCUAACCCCCAGAGAGAGUACAGUAACUUCCUACGUAGGCAGCACAUCAAGCCCCUGGCCCGGAGACACUUUCGCCUGAGUCCUGAUGCAGAAGCUUUUUCCUGCUUUCUCAUCCCAGUGCUUCGAUCCUUGGCCCGCCUAAAUCUCACUAUGCCGCUGGAGGACGGACUGUGGAGGGCCGUGCAGGAAUGGCGGCGCUUGAGCAACCUUGACCGGAUGAUCUACUACGAGAUGGAGGAAAAGUUCAUGGAAUUUGCGGCCGAGGAGGAGAUACACAUUCAGAAUUUGCAGUGCAUGCAGUGCGCGCAGGACCUGCCUCCUCCAGCCCCACCGAAGCUGGAUCCUCGGGGGCCCCCAGCCCCGUAUGUGGACAGGAUGGAGGCGCUGGUGGGGCCCGUCCACUCAGGCAGAGGCAAGUCACAUGCAGAAUGUGGAAAGGACGGAAAUGAGCCGAAGCAGGAAGAGGACGACACCUACAUGGACCCGUGUCUCUUGAGCUACAUGGACAAGCAGCGUUCCCGGGAAGACUCUGUCACCAAGGAGAUUCCCCCUGAGACUGUGAGGGAGUAUGUGGACAGGAUGGAGGCGCUGGUGGGGCCCGUCCACUCAGGCAGAGGCAAGUCACAUGCAGAAUGUGGAAAGGACGGAAAUGAGCCGAAGCAGGAAGAGGACGACACCUACAUGGACCCGUGUCUCUUGAGCUACAUGGACAAGCAGCGUUCCCGGGAAGACUCUGUCACCAAGGUGGAGGCAGUCAUUCACCCUCGAUUCCUGGCAGAAUUGUUUUCCCCAGACCCACAUCUGGAUCUCUUGGCCCUUGCUGAGGAGCUGAAGCAGGAGGAAGGACUCACCCCUGAAGAACUGGUGCAGAAACGACUCCUGGCCUUGAGAGAGUACAGUAACUUCCGACGUUGGCAGCGCUUCAAGCCCCUGGCCCGGAGACACUUUCGCCUGAGUCCUGAUGUAGAAGCUUUUUCCUGCUUUCUCAUGUGA